Salvia miltiorrhiza (redroot sage) is the source of this 1655-nucleotide messenger RNA. RefSeq names its product transcription factor MYB83. The transcript is spliced from 2 exons. The record is from RefSeq and is a predicted model, not a curated record. Bases 131 to 1102 code for a protein of 323 amino acids. NCBI's taxonomy places the organism in Eukaryota, Viridiplantae, Streptophyta, Magnoliopsida, Lamiales, Lamiaceae.
ACAUAUUUUGCUUCCACUUCACAUAAUCCUCCCCUCUUUCUCUCUCUAAUUAUGCUCAUCUAUUUAUCUUCAUUUUCACAGUCUCCAUCAAGCCCAGUUGGGAGAGGAGAGAAUAUAUCAUCAGCCAAGGAUGAGGAAGCCUGAGCAUAAUAAUGUGAUGAUGGUGAAAGACAAAGUGAAUAACAAUGGUGGUGCAAUAAUGAAGGCGAAGCUGAGGAAGGGGCUGUGGUCUCCCGAGGAAGAUGAGAAGCUGAUGAAUUACAUGGUGACGAAUGGGCAAGGCUGCUGGAGCGACAUUGCCAGAAAUGCGGGGCUGCAGCGCUGCGGCAAGAGCUGCCGCCUCCGUUGGAUCAACUAUCUCCGCCCCGAUCUCAAGCGCGGCGCCUUCUCCCCUCAGGAGGAGCAUCUCAUCAUCCAUUUGCAUUCCAUUCUUGGCAACAGGUGGUCUCAGAUUGCAGCACGUCUUCCCGGAAGGACUGACAACGAGAUCAAGAACUUUUGGAAUUCUACGAUCAAAAAGAGGUUAAAGAACGCGGGAAACACGACCACCUCGUCGUCUCCGAACAACAGCGACUCCUCCGACCAGCAGCUGAAGGCGAGCGUGGGCGGAGGGGGGACGGUGUUCAUGCAAGAGUACGAGGUAGGCGGCGUGUGCAUGGACUCCUCCUCCUCGUCGUGCUCGUCGAUGGCCACCCAAUUCGGGAACCCCUUCAACCCUAAUCAUCAUCACCAUUUCAACAACAACAUCUUCGACGUAAACGGCGCCGUUCCGAUGUUCAACUUGCAGCAUGAGGUUGGUGGGGGGGUUUUGGGGGACUAUGGGGCGAUGGAACCCUAUGUCAUGGCAUUGGAAAAUGACCUUUCUGUCCCUGGAUUGGAAGUGAACAACACCACCUCCAAUUAUGACAACAACAUCACUAGUGUCAACGAUUCCCAUUAUCUCAAUAAUAAUGAUAAUAAUCAAAGCAUCAAAGUAGAGGAAUUGGUUGGGGCUGCAGGGAAUCAUUGGCAGGGAGAAACCUUCAAAAUGGGAGAAUUGGAUUGGGAGGGUUUGUUGGCUAAUGUCUCCUCCUUACCUUACCUUGAUUUCCAUCUUGAAUAACCUCUCUCUAGAUCUCUCUCUACACCCACACCUUCUCUUAAUUUCUUUCUCUUAUCAACCAAAUACCUUCAAUUCUCUUCUUUCUUUUUUUCCCAUUAAUUUCUUGUUUGUUUUUUGUCCAUCAAUAAAUCCCUAGCUUGAUGAUGUUAUAGGCAAUACGUGGAAGUACCUUAUGGCUGCAGAGGUGUACAUUUUCAUGGUGUACAAAAGUGGUAGCUAGGACACGUCACUCUCCGGGAGAUCAACGGUCUUUCUGCGAAUCAAAUGUGAAUAGUCAAAAUGAAUUUGUCAGACGUAAUAAAAGGAUAUACAUAUACAUUUAUAUACAUAUAUAUAUAUGUCGAUUUAAUUGUAUUCUUAGCAUUUUGUAUAGAUGGAUCAAUAAUUGGUUAGCAAAUAUGGAGAACUGUACUAAGAAUAACGAGAUUGUUUUUAGUUGUUAGCAUAGGUUCCUCAAAAUUUGUAACUAGUGUAUUUUUUUUUUUUUUCCUUUUUUGUAAUCCCUCGCUUUUAAUUUCAUUUUAUCACGAAGUUGAUAUCUUCUUUUACUAUA